AUGGAGCCCCGCAAAACCCCUCCGGAAUACUUCCUAGAGAUCUUCGCAGACACGACUACAGUCAGAGACGUGUUAAAAGGCGUCCUCAACCUAAUCUUUUUCCAUCGAUACUUCCCAUCAAUCCGCCCAACUACAUUUGACGUCCUUGAUUUUACACUCCCAGCAAUCAACGAUGUAGAUUUAGACACCCUGAUUGACUCGCGUAUCAGCGCCCUAGUUCGGCAGCACUCCUCGUCGGCCGCGGGUGCGCAUGAUUCAAACGGCGUGCGCGGGCGCAUUGCCGUCGAGUUCUACGAAAAGAAGCGCAGGCGCUCGAAUAUGUGGUUCCCAGCGUUAGCAGGAAAGGGGGAAGACGAAGUUUGCUGGGAGGUAUGGAAUUUAGAUGUAACAGUUGCUACUCCACGGACGGAAUCUGAACGCGCAAAGGUCCGCAAAGCAAUGGAGAACAUGCUGCAAAAGGCUGCGCUCAAGAUUCUAGCCGUCGUCAACCGCGAUAAAGAUCAUAUCCCCCCCAUCACCACGACCGAAUCGAAUCCGUUUCCUUAUCGCAUCAUCCUGAACCCACGCACCGAUGGAUGGCAGAACCGGUUCGGCUUAUAUUGA
Molecule: messenger RNA, 603 nt
Organism: Aspergillus nidulans FGSC A4
Lineage: Eukaryota; Fungi; Ascomycota; Eurotiomycetes; Eurotiales; Aspergillaceae
Product: autophagy-related protein 101
Exons: 3
Coding region: 1-603 (200 amino acids)
Biological process (GO): autophagy
Source: RefSeq, a predicted model, not a curated record